AUGGAAAACAUCGGUGUAUUGAGAGACGGUCCUGGGUGGGAUGUUGACCACUGUGUGGCGAAAGCGAAGCCGCCCACGCUAACGUUGUUCCGGAGUCAGAUUGCAAUUAAUCUUGUCGGACAGCAACAAAUGUUUAAAGUCGGACAAAACUUAAAGAAAAGAUAUGGAGACUUUGUUGGAGGUUACACUCAGGAGAAGGUGCACGUGUCUGCAACUAAUAUUAGCACCAGAACAACAGUGUCAUCUCUGUGUGUUAUGGCCGGCCAGUUUCCUCCUUACAAGCCAAUAUUCAAGGAUUUACCGAACUGGCAGCCCAUUCCUGUCUGGCAAAAUACAUCAGAUUUUGACAAGGCUUAUCUUAUUUCAAAUGCUGCAACGUGUCCAAGAUAUGCAACAAUAUUAAGAAAAUCAUUUGAGAGGAUAAAUAAACCUGAUCCAACAAGAGAACGUCAAGUGAUCUAUAAAGUUCUUCAAAACUUUACUGGAGAUCCAAAUGUAGACAAUGUAGGAUCUGUCGCUGGGAUUUUUGAUAACAUACGAUUUGAAGAUUUAAAUGGAUUACCAGUACCAACAUGGGCAACUCAACCUCAGCCACAAUUUAAAAAUAGACCUCUCUAUCCAGACCUGCUAGGAGCUAUUAAUUUAGAGUUUUUCUAUGAGGCGUUCUAUCCAAACCGUGACAAAAAUAGUCUCCAAUUUUAUGCAGGGCCAAUUGUGAACAGUGUACAAGAACAGCUGAAAAUAAACUCAAAUCAAGGAGAUGAGAGAUACAGGUUCCAUGGAACAUCUGACUCUUCAGUGUUUGCUCUGUUGAACGGUAUAGGUGUUGAGGUGAAGUCUUUAAUUGAACCUGGAGAUGGCGUCUUGUUUGAAAUUCAUCGAGAGGACACCGGUCCAAUAGUUCAGGUUCUUUAUUACCGCGGAUUACAACACACCUUUGAAAAACUAACGCUGCCAUCAUGUCCUGACCCGUGCACUGUCGAUAACUUCAUCAAGACAACCCUUGGGCUCACGCCACAGCAGUGGCAACAAAGAUGUUUCAUGUGAUUUGCCAGGAAAUGA
This is a messenger RNA of Homalodisca vitripennis (glassy-winged sharpshooter), 1062 nucleotides long. RefSeq names its product lysosomal acid phosphatase-like. Gene Ontology annotation, molecular function: phosphatase activity. Gene Ontology annotation, biological process: dephosphorylation. The transcript is spliced from 6 exons. NCBI's taxonomy places the organism in Eukaryota, Metazoa, Arthropoda, Insecta, Hemiptera, Cicadellidae. The record is from RefSeq and is a predicted model, not a curated record. Bases 1 to 1047 code for a protein of 348 amino acids.